AUGCUUUACAAUUUUGUUUCUAUACGGUCCGCACCACUGGCCAAGCGGAGAAAAGUGCGUCGGGCAUGCGACUUCUGCCGUCAGCAUCGGGUCCGCUGCGAUGGCAGAUUACCUUGUGGCCAGUGUGUCACCAACAAGGUGGAAUGCAACAAGCCUUCACAGCAUUCACACUCACAUCUACAUCCGAACCAACAUCCACACUCUUCCUCGUCUGGAAAUCGGGAGUUGCAGCCGUCAGCCCCAUCCAGUUUUCCACCCCCCCAGCCUGCACCUCCCUCCACCCCAAAUCAGGCUGUCGUGAGCCAGCAAGUGAGGCCCCGAUUAAGUUCACCGCGGAAUCCAUCCAUACAUCAUGCUGCCGUCGCUCCUCUUUCACAGCACUUGGACUCAUUCGCGGGCUUUAUCUCCCGAGUGAAUAGCUUCUGCACCGUCGUGUCGCAGAUGUCGACCCAACCAUCUCCUCAUCAACCCAUUGAAUCAGCCCCUGCAGACGUUCCGUGUUCGUCACGAGACUUGCUGAGAAGAGUAGAGCCAGUUCUUUCGCAGCUGACUCCGGACAGCCUAAAUGAACUUCAGGCAACCCUGUUUGAUAUUUUCUGGACACGAUAUUAUUUCCUGAUGCCAAUUGUCAGUUCGGAGGACUUAGCGAACAAGUCGGAUGGACAGUCUGAGCCUUUGCGACAGGCUCUAAUGGCCUACUGUUUGCAAUCGAUCUAUCAUGCUGGACUGCAUAACCGCUUGUUGAGCAUUCAGAAGGGCAUGGUGUCAUCGGACCACGGGGAGAAUCCGUCUCAAAGCCCCCUGGUAGCUAAACUGUUCGUUACCUUAUUCCAACAAGCGCUCGCUACAAACAAUGCCUAUCUCCUUUAUGCAGAGCCAACAUUGGCAGAUGUGCAGCGGCAUCUCCUCAUGGCUGCCUUCCUGCUGAACUCGGGAGAACCUCAGGCGGCAUAUAAUAUCCUUGGUGUAGCCAUGCGGCUCACACAGUCUCUCGACCUACAGCGCCUCCCAAGAACACAUCUACCGCCACAAGAGUUGGAAACACGCCAGCGAAUCUGGUGGAAGUUGGUCCAUCUCGAUUUCCAUUGUUCCCGGCUGCUGGGAAAACCGAUGGCUGUCUCCCUGAAUGAUAAGACAAUCACUAUGCCGCAUCCUACACCCGAGUCUUCAGUGGCCGCCCCGGACCUCACUUACUACUCGGCGUCGAUUUCCCUGACCGUGGCGGCAAGACAGGUGGCCGAGUCCCUGGAGAAUCACCUGCACGCUGUUUCAGGGACUGUCGACUCGGUCAACAUGAUCGAGCGCUAUGCGCACCAUUUGUCGCGGGAAAUCAAGCACCUAUAUGAAUGGAAAGAUCGGAUCCUGAAUGCAAAGCUAUUUCCCAAUAUGACACUUGCUUGUGGAGCUUAUCAACCCGAUGCGGUGACUGCUACCGAGGAUGGGCUAAAGCACGAUCACGAUGCCAGGCUGUCCUUUCACCUUGCCCCAGCAGUCAUCCUACAGCGAACCCUCCUUGAGCUUCAGUAUCAUGACAUUGUUCUUUGGGUUCACCAUUCAUUCAUCCAGUUUCCGAGUCGCGGCUUGGUUCCGCAACGGAGUCCACAAGCCGAUGUGCAUGCCACCACGGCAAUACAACAUGCGCUAACCGUCACGGAUCUCAUCCGUCUUCGGAUGCUCUAUCACGACGUACUUUAUGGCUCUUCUGAGAUCUAUCAGUACCUGUGGAAUGCCGUUCUCACACUCAUAGGGUUUAUGUUGGCCUACCCCCUAUGCUACUGGUUCCCUCGUGCUCAGCAGCAUGUCGAGCGAUCCCUCCAGAUCUUCGAGGCAGCAGGACCAGUAAACCCGAUUGCAUCACGAGCUGCUCACCUGACACGAUAUUUGCUUGGGCGAGUCAGUGCACUCAUGGAGUUAUUGAGUUCACAAUCGUCUGCCCCCCAUGAUCGUAAUGAUUCUCGGGGCGUGCAAACCCUUGGUCCUGUCGAACCCGAGAAGAGGCAGCAGCAGCAACCCCCCUUGUUCACAUCCGAGGAUGAUGCUUUGUGGUCCUGUGCAGAUAUUGUUAACCCCAAUAUCUGGUAUGGGUACUGCCACGAAAUCAACGAUAUGCUCAUGGAUGUGCCUGAGAUCUCUCUAGGUACCGAGCUUUUCACAUCAUAA
This is a messenger RNA of Aspergillus oryzae RIB40, 2160 nucleotides long. RefSeq names its product putative transcription factor. The coding region runs from base 1 to 2160 and encodes 719 amino acids. The record is from RefSeq and is a predicted model, not a curated record. Gene Ontology annotation, molecular function: DNA-binding transcription factor activity, RNA polymerase II-specific; RNA polymerase II cis-regulatory region sequence-specific DNA binding; zinc ion binding. Gene Ontology annotation, biological process: positive regulation of transcription from RNA polymerase II promoter by galactose; DNA-templated transcription. The transcript has a single exon. NCBI's taxonomy places the organism in Eukaryota, Fungi, Ascomycota, Eurotiomycetes, Eurotiales, Aspergillaceae. Gene Ontology annotation, cellular component: nucleus.